AUGACGAGCUCAGAUGUCGGUUUUUCCAGGUCUACAGACAUGUCAAUGGCAGUGAUUCCCUCCCCCCACCCUGAGCCCCUGCUAUCAGAGCCCCCGGUUCACUCCCCUGGCUUUGCUCCCCGUGGCAUCCAUCGGCUGUUAUUCCAGAGCCCCCCUUAUAGUGAUGCUAAAUUAGAGCUGCUGAGAAAACUGAGAAGCCCCCUGAGGGUGGAGCAGCCUCCUUCUCACACCCUGGGCUACGUGACCUGGCUAGAGGUCAGCCGGCUGCCCCCUCUCCUCCCGCUGCUCCCAGACCGACCGUACGAUAGCGCUGUGUGGAGACAGGUAACCGUGGCCCCCGCCAGCGCCAGACCCAGAGAGCCCAUCCCUGCGCCCUCUCGAAUGGAGGAGAACACAUGGAGUAAGUUCACUCGUUGCAGUGGAGUUCAGAGAGACACGAGGGAAGCACGUGCUUUAAAUAUCCGGAGCCAAGGAAGAGCUCCCGCUAUGGACUCACACGGGAACAUCCUUCCACCUCCUGGGCACAAACGGUACCCAUCACUAGGCGGAGGAGGUGCCAUCAGUGAUUUGGAACCCGCAGUCCUCGGCCCAAAGGAAUCUGGCUUCUUCUCGACCCCCCAACACCAGAACAAGCCCCUAAAACUGACCCUGCAGAGCAACUCCCCAAAUUACAGCCAAAUCCUGCAGAGGUAUCAGGAGCUUCAGAGAGGGGCGCGGACUGUGGUGCCACAUAACAGCAGAAUGAACACACCGAGGAUCACACCACGGGUGACCUGA
Messenger RNA from Nanorana parkeri, 777 nucleotides. RefSeq lists its product as uncharacterized. The record is from RefSeq and is a predicted model, not a curated record. The transcript is spliced from 3 exons. NCBI's taxonomy places the organism in Eukaryota, Metazoa, Chordata, Amphibia, Anura, Dicroglossidae. Bases 1 to 777 code for a protein of 258 amino acids.